Molecule: messenger RNA, 408 nt
Organism: Diospyros lotus (date-plum)
Lineage: Eukaryota; Viridiplantae; Streptophyta; Magnoliopsida; Ericales; Ebenaceae
Exons: 3
Coding region: 40-384 (114 amino acids)
Source: RefSeq, a predicted model, not a curated record
CUUGGUCCGAACAAAUCAUCCAUUAAUUUAGCCUCAUCAAUGUCAGCCUUGAAGGAAAACCCUGUUUCCAUUGCUGGGACUCUUAUUGAGAAAUUUCAACAACCACUUGAUCAGCUUAACAGUAUGAUUAAGAUCACAUUGGAACUAAUUCAGUACAUCUGUGAAUUAACAUUAUUGUCGGACACAGAGUACUACAAAGAAGAUAUUGUCUCAAUGGGUGUAUAUUGGGCAAUUGUAAGUGCAGUUGCUGGUUAUAUUCAAAUUAAUUUGAUCGUAGACAAUGGGGAAGUGGCAUUAGAACUCUCCCACCUAAUUUCCAAUCUUAGUCAAAUCCUUAACGACCUCAUGCACCACUACACAAUUUGCAAACCACAAAUAGGUUGACAUUGAGGUCUUAUAAAAAAAAAC